Messenger RNA from Bolinopsis microptera, 342 nucleotides. RefSeq names its product large ribosomal subunit protein eL34-like. The record is from RefSeq and is a predicted model, not a curated record. The coding region runs from base 1 to 342 and encodes 113 amino acids. Gene Ontology annotation, molecular function: structural constituent of ribosome. Gene Ontology annotation, cellular component: ribosome; cytosolic large ribosomal subunit. The transcript has a single exon. Lineage: Eukaryota; Metazoa; Ctenophora; Tentaculata; Lobata; Bolinopsidae. Gene Ontology annotation, biological process: translation.
AUGGUGCUGAACAGAGUAACCUACAGACGUCGUCUGUCCUACAACACUAAAUCCAACAAAACCCACCUAACCAAGACACCCGGUGGUAAGCUUGUAGUCCACUACGCCACCAAGAAAACCAACAUCAGCAAGUGUGGGGACUGCAAGCAAGGUUUGAGGGGUAUCCCUGCUGUACGACCUGUUAAGUUAGCGUCCCUCUCACGACGGGUGAAGACUGUUAACAGAGCUUAUGGAGGCAGCAAGUGUGGCAAGUGCGUCAGGAGUAGGAUUAUCCGAGCUUUUCUCAUUGAGGAACAGAAGAUUGUCGCUAAAGUCUUGAAAGCUCAGGCCUCUAAGGCAUAA